AUCAGUCGCGUUCGAGUCGUGCGAGGAACUUGUACCAGCUCGAUCCUCAGCUUUCCGACUGACGUAUCGCACUUACGAGACGCACAAAAUUUGACUUCGACGAGGACACAUCCGCUUCGGUGUGUACAGGGUGCCGCGUCGUUUAGGCGCGCAAAUAAUUUCGUGUGCCUCAAAAAAAAAGUUUUUUUUUACCCGCCGGCCUUCGACGGCUCGUAGUUCUUGCGCUAUCGAUUGGAAAUAAAGGAAUAAAAUAUGAUAAGCCAGUAACUGCAAACAUGCCGCAUUAUGGGAGUUACGCUUCAACUGAUCUUAGGUGUCCUCCUAACCCUAUCGCAAUGUAGCACAUCGAAGACCCUCAGACCCGUACGCGAGGCGCCUCCAACGGUCCCCCCGCAGCCGUCCGCGUCACCACAAAAUGUUACCGAAAUAAACAACCGCGAUCUCAACAAGAUCGUCAAAGAUCAACCAAAGACUGAACUAACAGACCCUAAAAAUGCCGUAAAUAGAUUACACAUUCCACUAGAACUUCACCAAAAGACCCAGGACUCCACCACGACGCACAAGAAUGACUACGUUACUCGAAAAAAGGAAACCGAGAAGAGGGAAGGCAGCGGCAGAUCGAUAGACGUCGAUUCCGCGAAAUUUUGGUCCCCGGAAUUCCACAACAAAAACAACUUUUUCACGUUAUCCUCGUCUACUGACGGGGACAAACUGGACGCACGUCAUAAUCAUCCCACCACCUACAGCUACGACGUUCACACCGAGCUAACCACUCCAACGACUACGCUGUUCGACCAAAAGUACAAGGAAACCGUCGAGAGUGUCGACCAACAUAUAGACGAGUUCGAGCCUGAGGAAGAUGACGAAUCCGAAUUCGUGGAGGAAAAUCGCAUAAAGGAUCGGCGGAACGGCACUCUGGAGUUCACCAAGACCAAGACUAUAGUUAGCAACGAAACAGCCGAUAAAAACUCCGUGCACAAAAACGUGAAUGUCGAGGAAUCGAGUAACGUCAGCUUCGAAUCGAUUUUCAAUGACACCAAGGUCUACGACGAGGUCUCUGAGUCGAGCACUACCUUAAAAGUUCUGCCCGCGACCACCACAACCACCAUAACCGAGAAAAACAACAGUCACCUUUUAAAUAACAAGAUCGAAACUGACGUCAAACACGAAGUUAACCUCCAUGUGAGUACCACGCCGAUAGUGACGUCAAGCUUACCGCAAGGAGAACUCGCAACGAGCACCGACAUGGCCAAAACCAAGCUCUCGGAACCCAUAGAAAGCAAUCAGGUCAUCCCCUUGCAACUGGCGGACAAUACCAACGAAAAAAGGAGUACGACUUUAUCCGUGCAGAUCGCCCAGCCCACGACUCUUGCUGAGAAAGUACCUGAAAACUCCACAGAGAGUGUGGAUCCGACCACGACCGAAACAGUCGUCAGCACCACAGAGACAACAACCGAAAUAGGCACUACCACAUCGAUCGAAACAACCACCGAUGUCCUAGUAACUGAUUACAGUACUCCGAUAGAUGGAUUAACAUCAAGUACUGUGGCAAUUAUUACUAGCACGGAGGAACUUGAUGAUGUAAGCACCACCGAAAUUGAUAUCCGUACUUCUAAGGCGCUGAAAGUAACCACGACCACGGAAUUAACCACAGACGCUGGCGUCAUAAGCACCGAAGCUACAUCAGAGUGGCCGUUAACUACCACAACGUCCGUCGAUACGGAGCUCACCACAAUCCCUGCAGUAACUUCCGGCAACGAGCAGGAGUUUACUUUCGUUCAUAUCAAGACCGUGGACAGCAACCAUACCACUUUAGUGCCCGACGUUUUGACCGCUGACCUCAAUUAUUCGACACCAAACGUCGUGAGCGAACCUGUGGAAGUCCGUAGAGCAAAUUUGAGCAUCCCGGCGCCGGCCAGCGACGCACCACCCACAACGGAAGAAGAGGAAGAAACGGAACCUCCUACGGAGAACCCGCUGAUCAACGAUGAAGGAAAGAGCAAGGGGACCAUUGCGGCUAUAGUUAUAUCUAGUGUUGGAGCGGUCUGCCUGAUUCUUUUGGCCGGACUGUUGUAUGUGAUGAAGAAACGGCAGAAGCGGUUCAACUACGGACCGAGAUGUACCCCAGUGAGUUUGGACGAGUACAGUAUAGACAACCUCUCGGUUUACAACAGCGUCAGACGCAAGGGAGCGGAUAGAAUGUCGAAGAGGUCAUUCGGCAAUCCUGCCUUUGACGAUCCGGUGGUUUCGCAUCCCCUAAAUUUCCCCGCUCUGGCGAAAUUCGCUAGUAAUUUUGAAGACAUCAAAGCGGAGUUCGAAGAUAUACCGCAAAUCACCGCCCGAACGUCGGAGCUGCCUGAAGGUUGCGACUCGAAGAAUAGAUACGCCAAUGUGAUUCCCUUACCAGAGACCAGAGUGAAUCUGAAAUUUAUCGAUGGGUACCCGAACAGCGAUUAUAUCAACGCCAAUUAUGUGACGGGACCUAAAAAUAUCAGGGGGUACUACAUAGCAACUCAGGGGCCUAUGCAGAAUACCGUGGACGAUUUUUGGAGGAUGGUAUGGGAGCAGCAGGUCAAAGUCGUUUUAAUGCUGACGCACUUGGUGGAGAACGGACUCGAAAAAUGCGUAGACUAUCUUCCGGAAUCCGAGGUGGUGGAUAACCACAGACUAUUUGGAGAUUUCCAGAUAACACUUAAGAAACGCGAAGUCAAGGACAAGUAUAUAAUUUCCAGUUUGCAGCUCAAGAACAUGGUUUCCAAUAGCUGGAGAGAAGUGACUCACUUCUGGUACUUGGGCUGGCCCGAAAAAGGGGUUCCGGCAGAAGCAAAUUCGCUGAUAGCUUUCCUCAUCGAGGCUAGGAGUUAUAUGAAGACGGCCACUUUGGAUCGGAAAAACGACGGGAACGGCAACAUUGCAAACAACGACGGUGCGCCAAAUGACCACAGCCCCGUGGUGGUCCAUUGUAGUCCCGGUACUGGCAGAACUGGCGUCGCCAUGGCUUGCGACAUAGCCAUCAGGGAAUUCGAGACAACGCGACUAGUGGACAUUCCCAAGAUAGUCUACAGGAUCAGGAGGGAUAGGGCCAACGCCAUCCAGACGAAAGAGCAGUACCAGUUCAUUUAUAAGGUGGUGAGCCUGUACGCGACCAAACUGACAGGCGGGGUCUUCGAUAAUAAUUUUUGAAACGUGUGCGAAAUUUGUGAUACGUGGACGUUUGCGUGAACGUAGUGAUUAGUCCGUAGCCAUUUAAUAGUGUGCAAUAAUGUCUAGUAGAUGUAAAUAAAACAAGAGUUUUUUUUUUAAUUGAACGUUUGCUCUCUGAGUGUGAAAUAUAUAUUUUUAAAA
Molecule: messenger RNA, 3345 nt
Organism: Cylas formicarius (sweet potato weevil)
Lineage: Eukaryota; Metazoa; Arthropoda; Insecta; Coleoptera; Brentidae
Product: receptor-type tyrosine-protein phosphatase gamma
Exons: 11
Coding region: 286-3183 (965 amino acids)
Biological process (GO): protein dephosphorylation
Molecular function (GO): protein tyrosine phosphatase activity
Source: RefSeq, a predicted model, not a curated record